Messenger RNA from Trichoderma aggressivum f. europaeum, 924 nucleotides. RefSeq lists its product as uncharacterized. The record is from RefSeq and is a predicted model, not a curated record. Bases 1 to 924 code for a protein of 307 amino acids. NCBI's taxonomy places the organism in Eukaryota, Fungi, Ascomycota, Sordariomycetes, Hypocreales, Hypocreaceae. The transcript has a single exon.
AUGAAUCCCAUUUUUGCCGGUCUUAUUACACCCCCUGAAUCUCCGAUUCGAUACGUCCAGAGGGACUCUCUUGAUGCUACGGCAGCUCAAUCACCAGCGCUCUCGACUUUGGAGGCAAAUCCAGCUCUCAACCCUACGAAUUAUGUCCCAAAGGCUAUGGAAGCUUUGUCCGCCGCUAUCAGAAAUGCGAGCGCUGAGCAAGAUUCCAACGUUCUUGAAGCAGUCUCGACACCUGUGACUCCUAUCGACUUCAACAACGCCAGCGAGAUCAUUCAUUCCAUCAUUGAACAAGCAGUGGAGGAGAAGAUGGCCAGCGCAAUGGGCCCUCUGCGAUUGAACAUCAACAGGCUUGAUGACUCUCUUGAAUCUAUUCGUCACCAGGAAAAUGCUCUCAAUGAUUUGCAAUUACAUCUGCGCCGCGAGCACACCGAUAUACGGGAUCAAAACGACACAAUGAGCCGACAGCUUGAUCUUCACUACCGCACCGUUGAACAACACGUCGAGGAAUUCAGAUCCCAAUCCAAGACCAUGAACACGAUGAUUGGGGCUCAGGCCGACAAUAUUGCCACCACCAUUAACAUGGUCAACCACCUCUCCCAAGUUGUCACCAAUCUGCCUCUUGCUAUCAACCAAGUUGUCCACAAUGCUGUUCAACAACAGACUCAGCUAGCUAUUCGAGACAUCAUGUUUGCUCAACAACAAGCCAUGUUUUCCGUCUCAGACGUCUCUAGGAAUAGACAGUCAGUGUCCAGCGAUGGCAACUCCAGCCAAUGCACUUGCAACCACCACUGCUUAGAGAUUGAGUCUAUGGCAUCAACGCAACAUGGCAGUGGCUCUCUCAAGCAUACCUCUCCCAUUGCUUCCUCCAAGUCAAGUAGCAGCUUCAGAUAUGCAUUGAAGAGGUUAUUCCGGUCUAGCAAGUAA